Messenger RNA from Chelmon rostratus (copperband butterflyfish), 6219 nucleotides. RefSeq names its product aggrecan b (gene acanb). Gene Ontology annotation, molecular function: hyaluronic acid binding. The transcript has 19 exons. Gene Ontology annotation, biological process: cell adhesion. The record is from RefSeq and is a predicted model, not a curated record. The coding region runs from base 64 to 4050 and encodes 1328 amino acids. Lineage: Eukaryota; Metazoa; Chordata; Actinopteri; Chaetodontiformes; Chaetodontidae.
AGGCAGGAGCAAGAGGCCCCUGGAGUCGGCGGCACUGGGAGCUUUGGAGCAUCAACGGUAACGAUGACCCCCCUGCUUCUGCUGUGUUUGUCCUUGCCCCUCAUCUCGGCAACAAUACUGUAUGAAGACCAUGAAGACUUAGAUGGCACAUUGCGCGUCAGCAUCCCUUUGGAAAUGCCGCUACGUCCUCUGCUGGGCAGCAAGGUAGUGGUACCUUGUUACUUCCAGGACAACACAGUCAAUGACCCCGGAGCCCCGACCAUCGCCCCGCUCUCCCACCGCAUCAAAUGGACCUACGUCACCAAGGAGAAAGUCACCACGAUCCUGGUGGCGUCAGAGGGAAAAGUUAAUGUCGAGACAGAGUAUUUGGACAGAGUGACGAUGAUCAACUACCCACUGGUGCCCACUGACGCCACCAUGGAGAUAACAGAGCUGAGGUCCAAAGAUUCUGGCAAAUACCGCUGCGAGGUCAUGCACGGCAUUGAGGACAACUAUGACACUGUGGACAUCCAGGUUCAGGGUAUUGUGUUCCACUACCGAGCCAUCUCCACCCGCUACACCCUGACGUUUGAGAAGGCUAAGGCGGCCUGUAUCCAGAACAGCGCCACCAUCGCCACCCCAGCACAGCUCCAGGCUGCUUAUGAUGAUGGAUACCACCAGUGUGACGCUGGAUGGCUCUCUGACCAGACUGUUAGAUACCCUAUCCAGGAGCCACGGGAGCGUUGCUAUGGAGACAAGGAGAACUUCCCUGGCGUGAGAACCUAUGGCGUGAGAGAUGUCAACGAGACUUACGAUGUGUACUGUUUUGCUGAGAAGAUGUCAGGCAGAGUCUUCUACUCCAUGUCUGUGGAGAAGUUUACCUUCUAUGAGGCAGGAGAUCAGUGUGCCAAACUCGGUGCUCGGCUCGCCACCACCGGAGAGCUGUACCUGGCCUGGAGGGCCGGCAUGGAUGUGUGUAACGCUGGCUGGCUGGCGGACAGGAGUGUACGUUACCCCAUCAACAUCGCCAGGCCUCAGUGUGGAGGGGGGCUCCUAGGAGUGAGAACCGUCUACCUGUUCCCCAACCAGACAGGAUACCCCUACCCAGACUCUCACUACGAUGCUAUCUGCUUCCAAGCUGCUGAGGAUGAAGGUGCAGUGCCCAUGAGGACCACUCCUUUCCCAGACAUCAUCCGCAUAACACCCGCCCCAGGGGCGUACCCAGGACUCACCCCCCGACCUGGGGGUGAGGAGAUCAUAGGUGGCGAAAUCGAUACCCUCGUCCCACUGCCCGUCCCACCCAGCGUGACGGACACAUACGUUAAAGUGACCCCUGUGGUGCGUGAGCCUGGACUCGAUCUGACCGACGUAGAUGCUGAAAUGGCUCCCACUGGUGUGGUUUUCCACUAUCGACCCAUCACCGGUCGGUACACUCUGACCUUCCUAGAGGCUCAGCUUGCCUGCCAAAGUAUUGGGGCCGUGAUUGCCAGCCCGCAGCAGCUUCAGGCAGCCUUCGAGAAAGGCCUGCACCAAUGUGACGCUGGCUGGCUCCGCGACCAGAGCGUCAGGUAUCCCAUCGUAUCACCCAGAGAUAACUGUGCUGGUAAUCUGCCAAACCUCCCAGGAGUCAGAUCCUACGGCUUGAGGCCAGCCAGCGAACGUUAUGAUGUAUUUUGUUAUGUGGAACGUCUCCAAGGUGAGGUCUUCUUCACCAGUGACUACGACAGCUUCUCCUACGAGGAGGCCGUGCAGCACUGCCAGAAACUCAACACCACCCUGGCCACCACCGGGCAGCUGUAUGCCGCCUGGAACCGAGGGCUUGACAAGUGCCGUCCAGGCUGGUUGAUGGACCGCAGCGUCCGCUUCCCCAUCACAACCCCCAGGUCCCACUGCGGAGGCGGUCAGGUUGGUGUCCACAUCAUCUACGCCUACCCCAACCAGACAGGAUUUCCUGAUGAGCACUCACGCUACGACGCCUACUGUUUUAAAGCUGAAAUUCCUGUUGUUCACGUUGAAACCAGUGUGAAUGUGACGAUAGUGACGGAGGAAGUGAUCAAAAAGACCACGGUCGCAAUUGAUCAGUUUGCUCCCACAGUUGAAACUACUGUACUCUACAACGAAACUGAAAUCAGUGUAAAUAUUACUGAAAUAGAGGAAAUUAUCAACAAGACAACCAUCACAACUCACCAAGUUGCACCUACUGUGAGACCCAUUUUACCUCCAGUCCCUGUUGACGUGUCUGGCUCUGGUUCAGCUGAUCAUUCAGCCAGUGGGGACAUGUCAGGGGAGUCUGGGGACAUCUCAGGGGAGUCCAGCACCUCCGGCGCCAGCGGUGAAGCCUCUGGUUCAGGACAGGACGUCAUCUUCAGCGGACGCACUGACGUCUUCUCUGGAGAUCAUUCUGCCUCUGGAGGUCCUCAGGAGGCAGAAGGGGGGAGUGCUGUCAUCUUCACAUCUGGAGAACUGGGCAGUGCAUCUGGAUCUGGGGAGGAGCUUGACGGACAACACUCUGGCUUCAGUGUGUCAGGAUCAGGUUUCACCAGUGGAAGCGGGGACAUCAGUGGUAGCGGUGGAGAGUCAGUGAUCAUCAUGGUGGAUGGGAGGAUGGUGGAGGUGGUGAAACACCAAAAAGCCACUGAGCAGGAGGUAGGCCAGGGAGCCAUUGAUAUCAGUGGAGCUUUCUUGGAAUCAAGUUCAUCCGGAUCAGGAGGAAUGUCCGCGUCAGGCUCUGGUGGAUUUUCUGGCAUCUCGUUUGUUGACCACAGUGCCGUUGAUCUAACAGUCCAGCCGUCUGGUGAGCAGGAGGUGUCUGGACAUCACCCCUUUGGAUCAGGGUUCCACAGUGGCUUACCAAGUGGUUUUCCAUCUGGUCUCUCAGGAAGCGGUUCUGCCUCUGGGGACUCUUUCCAGCAUCGUGGUGAUGUCAUCUACCUAACAGACAAUGACAUGAUGGAGGUGACCGUGCCGCCACUGACACGCCACCCUGAACAGGGCCGGGGCGUCGUGGAGGUAAGCGGGGAAGGAAGUGGGUCAGGGAUCCACCAUGAAUUCAGUGGCAGUUUGGACCAAAGCUUGCAUCUCUCAGGAAGUGGAGCCCCGCAUGAAAAGCCAACCGCUUACACUGAGUACAUUGACAGUCUUGGCCAAUCAGGACAUGGAGAGGAGAGUCAGGAAGGCCGUGCAGGAUCAACAGUCUAUGUAGUGACUCCAGACGUAGCCUACACCAGCCCAACCACAGCACCAUCAGUGUCAUUAGAGACCCCUGCUGUUGUGGAGCAGCCUGCAGUACUGGAAGCCUCUGCAGACCCCUGUGAUCCAAACCCCUGCAGUUCAGGGACCUGCUCUGUGCAGGGAGAGCUCGCUGUGUGUCAGUGUCCUCAUGGUUUCACUGGUGAAGACUGCUCAACACCUGUGCAGGGCUGUGCCGAGGGCUGGUUGGAGUUCAUGGGCAGCUGUUACCUCCACUUUGGAGAGCGAGACACCUGGUCUGAGGCUGAGCAACGCUGUCAGGAGCUCAACGCCCACCUGGUCAGCAUCAGCUCCCAGGAGGAGCAGCAGUUUGUCAACUCCAAUGGUCAGGACUACCAGUGGAUUGGACUUAAUGACAAAGAUGUACAGAAUGAGUUCCGCUGGACAGACGGCAGUCCUCUGACCUUUGAGAACUGGAGGCCCAACCAGCCAGAUAACUACUUCAACUCCGGGGAGGAUUGCGUGGUGAUGAUCUGGCACGAGGGCGGACAGUGGAAUGACGUGCCCUGUAACUACCACCUUCCCUUCACCUGCAAGACCGGGCCUGUCAUGUGCGGAGCUCCCCCUGAGGUGGAGAACGGCCGGCCAAUGGGCAGCAGCAGAGAGCGCUACCCCGUCAACUCUAUAGUCCGCUACCAGUGUGACGCAGGCUACACACAGCGCCACCUGCCUGUGAUACGCUGCAUGCCGGACGGACAGUGGGAGGAGCCGCAAGUGGAAUGUACAGAAGCUGGCGCCAACAGCAACAGGCUACACAAAAGAUCCCUCAGGAGAAGAAGUAAAGGGGUCAGCAGCCAACGAGAACACAGGAAGCUGCUCUGAGCGGGAAUGAAAGGACAUACAACAGAGAGCCACAAAGGACCCCUCUUGUAAAGAAGCAUGGACACCAAUGCAAAUGCCCGACCAAAAAAGAUAACAUUCCCUACCAUGUAUAUAUACACACACACACACACUAAAGCACAUUUAGACAGUGAUGAUGUAAGUGACUGACGUUUUGGAUCUUUGAGUGUCACUCUGCACCUUCUAAAGGCAGUUUUCUAUGUAUUUAUACUGUCUAACUUAUAGCUGUGACCCAGUAUUUGGAAGCAUUAUCUCAGUGCACAAGAUGAAAUUUUCUGCAAACAGUUGCCAGCAUUGCACACGAGGUGACGAUCAAAUCGUCAUACAGUGAUAUAAGAGGCUUUAGAUUGACACACAAAGUCCAAAACAGCCCAAUAAAAGUGUUUUUGAUUGCAGCUGGAUUCUCUGAAGUGAAACACAUUGUUACAUAGAUGUUUGUUACAUUUUUAGGGUAUUUUUCUAGAUCUGUUUCUCUUAGUGUUUUUUAUUUCUUUUAUUUGGUCUUAGACUCCAAGAACAACAAUUGUGUGCUUCAGACUGGUGAAAUAAACUAUUUCUUACAUUAUAGGCAAAGGAAGUGAUUUUCAAACUUUCUGGUUGCGACCCCUUAAAAACCAGCAGUGACUCUGUUACCCUUCUUACCUAAAAUAUGGAGAAUGGCGAAGUUUGGAUUUGUUUUAUUGGAAUUAUCAGAGGAGGCCUUGAGGCUUACAUAAAUUCAGUAUUGCAUUAAUUCCAAAAUCUAAGUUUAUGUAGGGGGAAGCCAUGACGAUACAUUGGUGCAGCUUUUAAAAUCACUUUUCAAGACCCUAAAUUAUCGCGUUACAACCUCAGGUUUGAGAACCACUGGUCAAUUACACCACCGCAGUAACAGAUAUACUGAAAUGAUUGUGCUGUUCCAUUUGAUGAUGAGUAGAGAUCCGAGUAAAGACGUGAUUAAAGUCACUGCAACAGACCUGGAUUGAAAUAGUCAGCACUCAUGCACUUUUAGGAGUCUUCAGUCACUUCUGUGCUCAUCAUUUGAAUCCAGUGCACCUUAAACAGUAGGAAAAAACACAUAAAAAAAUCCCCAAUCCUCAUCUGUAGCUGACACAUGACAAGGAAACCGUACUGAACAAGUGAGAUCUGCAAGGUGACACUGAAUGGGCUGGCUUUUCUGCAGAAGUCCACCUCAUUGGCUCAUCUGUUGCAAAAGAUGCACACCCAGUUUUUCAGGUUGGGGGAUGUGACUUAUCAAGAGCAAUCACUGACCUCUGUGCCUGAUGUGAGAAUCACGCUUUUAUAAGAUUCAGCGUCUGCUGAAUGGAUGAGUUCCUCUCUGUAAAUGUUCUCACUACAAUUCUCUGAACAGCAGGAUCUGUCAAUAACUUGCACAGAGCAGACAAUUUAAUUGUUUGAUUCAUUUGUCAUCAACCUGAUGAUUUGUUAGUUAGAUCUGUUAAUUAACUGGUAAGUUGCAGCUACUGAGUUAUUUAUCAGGUGGGUAUGACUGAUUUUGACAGCCAGCUGAACAUCUUUGUGGAGGUUUCUGGUUGAGUUUCAUGUGACUGGGUCUUGGAAACAGAAAUGUGCUUGUUAAAACUCGCUGUGAAGACAAAUUGUAAAAAAGAAAAUUAGAAGAAAGCAAAUGGGAACGGUUGAGAUGGAAGAGAAGGUUAUAAAAUGUUGACCAUGACCUUUUAAGGUCAAGAUUUGCUUCAACUCAGAGAGCAGAUACUUGUGUCCAUAUCUGAUUUCUCGCACGAAAAUUCACAAACACUGUAACGGCAAACACACACGCUCACACACAGUCAGACUGGUACUCUCAUGGACACACACACACACACUUCAGUAAGCACACUACAGAAUAUGAAAGAGGACGAGUGAGCGUGACGACGCCUCAAAGCCAAACACCUAGCUUGCUCAAAGAUCUGUACGUUUUGUACAAGUAAAUAAAUGAAUUAAGUUAAUUUGGAUGCUCCUGCUGUGAACUGGAAUUUUACGCAACAGGAUAUGCUCAAAUGUCAACACAGAGCCAACAUUUAAGUGAUUAUGUGUAGGACUUAACUUUUGACAAAUAAACCAAAAUAUGUUUAACAUUGCAGACAUUUCUGUUGUGACUUCCCGAAUCCUGAUGUGAACAUACAGUAUACUGUACUGUGCUGUGCCAAA